Molecule: messenger RNA, 780 nt
Organism: Daldinia childiae
Lineage: Eukaryota; Fungi; Ascomycota; Sordariomycetes; Xylariales; Hypoxylaceae
Product: putative kinetochore protein spc25
Exons: 2
Coding region: 1-780 (259 amino acids)
Biological process (GO): chromosome segregation
Cellular component (GO): Ndc80 complex
Source: RefSeq, a predicted model, not a curated record
AUGGCAUCUGCAUUUGAAUCGUCCUUGUCGUCAAGCCUAAGCGGCCGGCAAACGAUGUCGGCGACGGCCCCCUCCAUGGCGGACUCUCUUCCCAGUAUCAAUUUCGGCUUUGACGAGCUGCGCGAUCGCAUGGCAAAGUUCAGCGCGAAAUUCGACGCUUUCAUCGAACAAGGGCGAAAGCGCGUCCUCGAGGAGCGCAAUCAGUUCCGAAUGAACGUUGCCGAAUUGCAAGAGGACCAGCGCAUGAAGAAGAAGGAUAUGGAAAUCCUCCAGCACAAGACCAACACGCACCAACAAAUGAUAUCGAAAGAAUCCGCCGAGACGCGGGAGAUGCAAGCAGCAAUCGCCUCACUAACCGAGCAACGGGACCGAAACAAAAGGUCGCGGGACGCGCUACAGCAGCAGAUCGCCGAGACGCAGAAGGAAAUCGAAGCGCGGUUGGCGGCGCAGCAGGCGCACGCGCAAUACAUAGAAUCGCAGUCGCGGUUCAACGUGCCGGAGCUAGACUUCUGGAUGCAGAAUCUGUGCUUGAAGAUCGAGGGGGCGGGGCAGACGGACCGCUUGCGUUUCGUAUAUACACAUGUCGACGAGAAGGACUGGGACCGCGAAGCCUGGUUCGAGCUGAGUACUUCGUCUCGCGAUUACGACGUCCGCCAUUGCAGGCCGAAGCUCGAGCGCGAGAAGGUCGAUCGUGUGCUUGAGAGAGUUAAUGAGACGAGGGAUUUGGCGGUGCUAUUAAAGGGCAUGAGGGAACUGUUUGUUGAGGCCAUGCAGUCUUGA